CUUGUAGCGGUUGACCCGGCGAGUAAGUGCGGCCCGUUUUUCUAACCAGGUCAGGGUGAAAGUGGGUCGACCCGCGGGUUGACAACCUUGCAAUGCUGUGAUAUGUGAACGAGUUCAGUUGCUUUUUCUUUUUCUGAAUUGUUGUCAUAUGCUAAUGUUCAUUUAGUCAGUUCUGGUGCCAUAUUAUUGACUUUUUUUACACGACGACUAGAGCAAAAAGCUUGAAAGGCAGGGAUGAAAUGAACGACCUUUAGUAAUAUAGCUAAGUGCCUUAGUGUCAAAGCUAUUUGCUGAUCGAUGUAGUACUGCAUCUCCACUUUAGUUGUGUGCAGUGACCUGGAAAAUAUGAGAACAAUGAACUACCUGAGGCUGAUACUCAUAUUUAAGUGAAAACAAAGAACAGUUGUUGUGUUGGAAAUCUUGGUGAGUUCAAAUAUAUGUUGCUAUUUCGGAUGUUAUGGUGUUCUACAGUGAACUCAUCAGUCUCCAUGGUGUUGAACCAAAUUAUCGAGUAAUAUCCUAGUUACGUUGAAGCUUUAUGUUGCUCUUUUAUUUAUGACGGGGGACUUGGUGCAUGUGUCCAUGGCUGCAUACUUCAGUGUUUAUAUCAUGGAUCGAGAUAUAUUUGCAGCAUCUGAAUUUUGGUUACUUAUUGGAAUUAGGAGACUCUUAGAAGGGACUUUGGAGCGAAAACUGGAGAGAUGCUGUGGAAUCAUAGUAGGGGGCUAGAUAAUCGGUUGGUUGGAGUAACUCAGGUUUGGAAUUAGCUAUAAUUCAUUAAAUUAUUAUGUUGACGUUGAUAUUUCUACAGGAGAACCAGCUUUCUGUCACAGUGCUGCACAUUUGUGACUGACAGGCUCUGACAGCCUAGAUAUAUGAUUUGUUAUUUGCAGGAAAGCAAGUCUAUUGGUGCUGAAGUAAAUUGGGGCGUCAGGUUCAAGGCUUUGGAAGAUGUUGGUAUUCAUUGCAUUAUGCAAGCUUCUCUCUCUCCAGCCCUUGAAUAAAAUAAGACAAUUCCUACAACUAAGCUACCCCUAUACAACCAUCUCUCUCCCCAGCUAUCAAUUUCAGCGUUUUCAAUAUUUGCAAGGAGAAACAUCUAACUGAUACUUAUUGCAGAGUCACCGUUUUCUGGCGGAUCUUUGUAAGGAGGUUUCACUUCGUUUGUUGGGAUGCGGAGUGAGAGGACGCACUUUUACUCUCAAGGUACUUUGUUUUAUUCCAAUGUUUCGAACUUUCAUUUCAUGUGUCAAGUUGUUUGGAUCCACUGAAUUGUUUUGGAGGAUCCACAUUUGUAAUUAAUCUUUGUUACCCAGCCAGUGUUACUCUGAAUAUCGAUGAGUGAAUGGAAAAUUAACUUGAUUUCUUAUAUAUCUAAAUAGAUUAAGAGAAGAAGGAAAGAUGCCGGGGAGCCAGUUAAGUACAUGGGCUGUGGGGACUGUGAGAAUUUGAGCCACUCCAUGACAGUAAGAGACCUACAACACCAAGUGUAUUUCAUUUUAUAAUGCAUAUGCUUCUGACUAUGCUUCUAGUUACUAUCUUUAAAUAUCAAUGGUAUUACCCUUAAAAACUGUAUUUACACUUCUGAUGUGAUAUGCCGCCAGAUUCCGAUUGCAACUGAUGACAUUGGAGUGCUCCAAAGAAUAACAAAGCAGCUUUUUGGGUGCUUCCACCUAGGCAAGUCAGCCCAAUAUAAUUACAUGUUGUUCUUUUCAGUGGUAAAGGUGUUGCAUCAAUCUAUGGUUCUUCCUACACUGACAAUUUAAGAUUGCAUCUUAAUUAUUGGAGUAGUGAGGGAAAAUUGUGCUAGACAUGUGAAACAAGGUUAGAAUAAAUUGUGAAACUAAUCAGCUUAAUGGACAGAUAAACUUGCAGCUAGCUCUCAUGCUCGUAGGAUGUUGGGACUGUGACUGAUUGUUUUUGGUAUAGAUCAAAUUUAUUUUGCUGGAUGUCCUCAUAGGUGAUGUCGACCCCCAAGGGUUUGCUGCAAGUACACUAUUAUUUCUGGACGUCUUUCAGAAAAUGGAAACUAGACACAGAAUUGCUGUUGCAUGGUUAAGAUCAUGCUUCUUCGCGGAAGUCACUCUGAUUAUCUGUGUGAUAUGCGGAGGCACUUCAAUGUAUCUGGGUCAGGUCGACCUUUGAUCAAAUGUGUUAUUGUUUUUGGAGGCCUCUGAAAGAACUCUCCGAGAAAGUAUUUGAGAAGCCUUCCACUUGUCACUGGCAUCAGUAAUGAGAUGGUUUUGAUUUGCUCUAGGAUGAGGCACUCUUUGCAUAUAUUUGAUGCUCUGUUUUAACUGGUGAGCUCAGACUGAACCUUUUGAAUCAAUUUUACACAGAUGACAGGGAUAUCCGUGGUGUUGGCUUGCAAGUUUCCAAGCUGGAAAAUGCAGAUGCUUCUAAUCAAGGUUGCUCUGGGUGGUUCCAUGCAGUUUACUUCGAAACUUGUUUCACAGUCCUUUCCAUGUUUCUAAGCGUCAAUUGGUCAUCAACUUUCUUGUGUUGAAGGGCUUGAAAGAAGUUCUUUGAGAUCCUGGCUCCUCUCUGCUUCAGCAACUAAAGUGGCACAAAGGGGUGCCACUAAUGUUAUCAAACGAAGUGCUAGAGGUUUGUAUUUUAUCCAUAUGAUUUGUAAAUUGCUCAGUGCUGUCACGAAGACACAGAAGUUUGUUUGUUUGCUGUUGUGAUGUGUGUUGAGGAUGAUACUGCAGAGUUAUCUUGUUUGCUGAUGAACAUUCAUCCUUUUUUCCUUUCAUACUUAGAUUCUGACAUUAAUAGCAAUGAAGGAACUUCCCGUCAAUUAUUUCCUGGAGAAAUCGGCUCUUCUGGUAUAAUGGACAACAAUGAUCAACCUUGUGUAAGUGAAGAUGUCUCUGCUUCGCCAUCUUUAUGUGAUCUUGAUGUUGGAGUUGUCGAGGAUCUUCCGCCACAAAUCUUUUCAGAGUUGAAUGAUACUUAUGGAGGGAAGUUGAUACCUCUUAUUAAUAAAUGUAAGGGGAAAACUGAAAGCUUCAGUGACUCGUCAUGCAUUCCUGAUUGUGGAAAUGCUGAAGGUGAGCCUAUUUUACAUAGCUGUUAUGUUUUUGGUGGAAUGCUAGUUCAGAGUGCUCGCUUAACUAUUUUCUUAGGAGAACCUGACUAUGUUGUAGGAGUUGAUAUGUCCAAUAUGGUGUCGCCGAGCAGUUCACUAGUGGAUGCAGAGGUACUAUAUACUAUAUAUUCACAUUUGGGUUUCUCUUAAUUUAAUAAGUUAGUUUGAUUAUAAUUCAGAACAAGUCUCCAGUUUGUCUGCAAGUGCUGGCUUGGCUAUCCAACUGAAGCCAUUCAUUGAGCAGCUACCUUAUUUCCUAUUUCUAGUACAUUUUAAAGCAUCUCAUCUCUAGUUUAGAGCAAGAAGGCUGUCGUUGGUAGGUUUGUAGCGAUCCUUUGAAUGUGGCUUCCCUUCUUUUUUUUUUUUUUUUUGAUAAUGUCGAUUAAUAUAAAUAACGAAAAUAACUGUACAAAAGCGAGCACGAGAUCACAAGGAUUGAUCUCUAGGAAAUGAAGUCGAACCAAAUCCUUAAAUUAUGUAUUGGUAUUUCGGCGUCAUGAAAAAGAUAUAGUUUAGAAGUCAGCACUAUGGUUUUCCUUUACAUGAUACGCGCCUCACUUCAUUAAAUUUCAGUUAUUUAUUAUCUCAUCGAUUGUCAUUUGGUGGUUGAAGUUGCCAAAUGGCAGUUCCCUAUUCCUAUGUAAACUGAAAAGGAAUAUAGAGUAUUUCUCCAUAUAUCCAUAUGUUGUACUCCAUUAUUUUGUUGUACUAUGAGUUGAGCCCUCGACUGUUGUUUAGGUUAAAGCAGUUAUCCUAUCUAUAGGCAUGUUCUUUUGUUUCCGAGAUGGAUCCGAUGGUGAGGCUGUUCAUAAAAGGUGCCCUGAAAAUGCUGACUUGAUGUGGUCGUCUUUAUGCCAGGUUGAUACAUCAGUGUUGCACCGAUUACCUGAAGAGUUGAGAGUUGAUUUGGUAGGACUGCUUCCUGCACAUAGGAAUCGAGAGCCACCAUCAAAUGCUGUCUUUGAGGCUCAUGCAGAUAACGCUGAAGAGUCAUCAGUUGUCAGCACAACCGACAAUGAAUCCACAUCACUCCCCAAUGAUUUAAACAGUGAUCUGAUGAUUGGACAUCCGCCAAAAUGGGUUGAGAAGUUUAGAAUCAGCAAUUGCCUGAUACUAAACUCUCUAGCAGAGAUGUACUACAAAUGGGGGCCAACUAAAAAUCUGUCUCCUCUGUUGCUUCAUUUAAUUUCUGAAUGUGUGUAUCCUCUAAAUGAAGAUGAUGUUUGGGGUGAUGAAGCUAGUUGCGACCUUUGCACCCUUCUUAAGCUGUACAUUAAAGUAAACCUGGCAUCAGACAUGGAAGAGAUAUACGUUUGCUUUCGGCUUCUCAGAAGGCUCGGGGAGAAGUCAAAACUUAUUUCACAAGUGUACAAUAUUGUCCUUCCCGAUCUUCAGGUUCGCACCGGAAUUGUUACUACUUAUAUUGUCAUGCUCAUUGCUUUACUGAUUGAAGAUUGGUGAGAUAUGUAUGCAAUGUCGUGAUGGUAGUCUAGGAAAUUAUGAAUGCUUGAUCUUCCUAAGACAUUCAGAAUGAUGUGAGCUUAACUUGAUAUCUGCUAGGAGCUUCACUAGUACUCUAACCACUUACUUAAAUUUAGCCUGCUCUCAUUUGACUUGGCAGGAAUCUUUCCGUAAAGUUUAUGGUGGAUAUUUGAAACUUUAAUCAUGGUUGCUCCUGCAACUGAGAAGCUCAGGUGCGUGUUUGCGAUGAUGAAGUUGCGCACUUCUAUUUUUUUUGGGAAGGAUGAUCUGGCAUGCAAAGUCUAUUUUUUGCCAUCCCAAGUUUUGUUGAGAUUGAAUGGUGUGAAGAUGUUGUCUGAAUAGAUACUUCCAACAUCCAUCCGUGAAGAUCAUCUAUGAGUCCUUUCAGGCAUGAGUACUAGAUUCAGAAUGCAAUUAUUGAGGAGUUGGUGCAACUGAUCCCCGCAAAAGGUAGGAUCUGAUCGUAAGGACAAGUUUAUUUCCAAAUGUAUGGUUAUUGCCUUAUUGGCAUGGUCGGGAUAGAUUGAUUUUUUUCGCUAGCACAUGUUUACAUAAUUACAUUCAUAUAUGAACUACUGAAGUCUCUUCUCUGUCCUUUGCCCAGAAUACUUGAAGAUUCCCCUUUAUGCAACCUAUUGUACUUGGAACAUUGCGCAAUAGAACUUUUCUCACUCAGGUUUUGGCUUUUGGUUUUGUAGGUUCAAUUUUAUGUGAUUGCAGUCGAAAUCCGCAGCUUUUGGGCCACAUACUGAGGAAUAGUUCUAUAAUGCUAGGCCAAUUUGGUUAGGAGGCGUAUAGGGGUCAGUCUGUUAGAAACAUGGGUUUUCUGUGUAUUAUUCACUAUUUAGACUAUUAUUUCGGGUUGAUUAUGUUUUUGAAAUUGUGGGAGCAUUUCGGUAUUUUGUUGUGUUAUUUGAGUAUUUCACUAAUAUUGUGGUUUCGAAGGGUACCAAGGAAAACGGAAGGAAAAUGAGAAUUCAAUUGAGGAAAGACUAGAUAGAUGUGUGGGAAAUCAAGCUUGGCUAAUUAAGUAUCCCGAUUUCG
This is a messenger RNA of Linum trigynum, 5617 nucleotides long. The record is from the annotation of a GenBank genome assembly. Lineage: Eukaryota; Viridiplantae; Streptophyta; Magnoliopsida; Malpighiales; Linaceae.